Molecule: messenger RNA, 2341 nt
Organism: Rhopilema esculentum
Lineage: Eukaryota; Metazoa; Cnidaria; Scyphozoa; Rhizostomeae; Rhizostomatidae
Product: E3 ubiquitin-protein ligase MARCHF11
Biological process (GO): protein ubiquitination
Molecular function (GO): ubiquitin-protein transferase activity; zinc ion binding
Source: RefSeq, a predicted model, not a curated record
CGAGGGGGGCUUAUUCGAGGAUUUACGGUAUUUAAUGACGGCACAGUGUUUGAGUCACGAGGAAAAAUGCAUGUGAUCACUUUACGAGACGGUUGAGACAAAGCUAUGGCUGAUAAUCUGAAUGUGAAACUUUCGCGUGACCACUUUCAAAAAUGAUCCAAAAUACGCAUUUCUCAACGGCUGACUAUUCUAAGAUAUCCUCUACAAAAAGAUCCCCUUUUUACACUUUUGUUUUGUUUUACUUUAUUUACUGUAUCAAUUAAUCAAUUACAAAUUUAAAAAUGGAAUCAGUCAAUUCUGAUUUCGGAUUUAAAGGUAUUUAAAAUGACGGGUACAUAGAAGAUUCGUUUUUAACCACUGCAAGUCUACUUUCAGUUUUUAUCAUUCUAAACAUGCUUGGUUUCUGUUUAUCUUUCUAUCAAGCACUUUCUAUUUUGCCAGCAAAUUCUAUAUCAAACAAAGUUGGUUUGAAAACAUUGGUUCUCUGUGCUGUGAAACCGGAUGCCAUAAUGAAGAAUUUUAACAGCAAGUCAAUUUUAGAACAGGUUUCGAUAAAGAUCGUUAAAAAUUCGACAGAUGUCUUUUGACCAAACCCUUUGCGAAAUUGCUCGAUGAGUACACACCUGGUUUAGUUCUUUAUCCAUAAAUGAGUGGAAACGAGGCUUAACAAUAACAUUUAGCAUCCAUUCCUUUGUCUUUGAGAAAACCCAAUGGAAAGCGAAUGCUUCUUAAUGGCUUCCUUGUUUAGCGAAUAACUCGAAAAUGCUCGUGGCCAGGCAGUUAAGUUGCAAUUAAUGAACUGUGUACGAUUUAAGUGUGGUUCUUAAACUAAUAAUGUAAUUACUCCGUCCUUAUAGAUCUUACCUGUUGUAAAAUUCAAUCGGAAUAAAGCUGUAUUCGGGGUUUCCUGUCAAAUCAUGAAAAUGCGUGGAGGAAGCAUUUCAUCGUGUUUGUCAAGAUCCAACAGUUCUGAUUCCGAGUUAAACCUCAAGUUGUUUGCCACAAGCACACCGCCACGGCCAAAUCGCGACACGCCACGGACAACCAGUGAAAGCUCACAAUACAGCCUCGCUGCAAAGAGGGGCUUGUCUACAUCAAUGGAUUCAUGUUGCAGAAUUUGCCAUGAUGGGGAUAACGAGGAGAAACUUAUGACUGCGUGUAAAUGUCUCGGCUCGAUCAAGCACGUGCACCACGCGUGUCUGUUGAACUGGGUUUCGCGCUCUGGAGAUCUUACGUGUGAAAUCUGCAAACACAAUUACACUGUUACAAGGUCGCGCAGAAAAACAUUCACAGAGUGGCGAUUUCCGGGAAUUGGAAUCCAGGGCUGGCUUCAUCUUGUCUUGUUCUUUGCGUUCUUUGCAAUGCUCGUGACGUCAGUAACAUGGAUCGUUUGGUCCCAGACCUCCAAAUCGUCAGCAGCUGUGUUUGAGAGAACGUCAACUGAGAUCAAGUAUGCCUACAUGUUAAAUGGUAUAUUCAUUUUUACUGCGGUUAUCGGAAUUAUUUUAGACAGUUGCCGACAAGGUAAAAAGUACUUUCAAAGAGUGCUUGCGUUAAACCAAGAAAUUUUCAUUCAAGAAUACGUCGAAAAGAAAGAUGAAAGUCUGUUAAAAAAGAGCUGUAAAGGAAUGUCAACUACCCAAUCAAAAUUGACUUUGAAUUCUUUAAGAGGCAAUGACAAAUCGCUUUCUGUAAACUGUCGCCUACUCAGCGAUCAAGACGGAGGUAGUUCUGAUCUGCAGAGCCAGGAAGAGAAUCAGUCCGAUUUGAUUGGCGAGUCUGUUUUCGUGGAAAUUGACAUCGAUGAUGACACUAAUAGCUACAUUUUUAGGAAUUCCAUGGACCAAAGAAUGGAAUAUGUGAAAGAUUUUAAAUGUCUGCAAAAUCUGGCUGAAACAUGCAUAUAAUAUUAACAAAAAAGGUGCUGCUGCGCUGCCUUGAAAUACAAAAUUUGCAAAACAGCUGUUUUAGAUGGUCGAUGAAAAUGUAAAAAAAUAUUUUCUGUCCUCUAUAAUGAUAAAAAAUAUUUAUUGAAAUAUUCCUGAAUAAUUCAAUAACAGUUUAGUUCUCAGUUUUAUUGAUGUUAAUAUCAUAACUCUACGUUAAUUGGUUGAAAACAAUUCCUAAUUUGCAGUGCUAAUCGUUGUUGCCUGAAAACCAUUGCUAAUGCCACCAGGGAUUAAGAUUGUCCCCAAAGACUGGUCUUUUGCCUCUGGCAGGUCCCUAGAGAAACGAAAGUACCAGGCGUGUUAUUGCUUCUGAUUGGGAACAAAAAUUUAUUCUUCUAUAGUAAAAUCUUUGUCUCUGACUGCCAAGUAAUGCCAAGCAGGGGCGUUAAAAU